Hirsutella rhossiliensis is the source of this 801-nucleotide messenger RNA. Its product is annotated as mediator of RNA polymerase II transcription complex subunit 8 domain-containing protein. The transcript has 2 exons. NCBI's taxonomy places the organism in Eukaryota, Fungi, Ascomycota, Sordariomycetes, Hypocreales, Ophiocordycipitaceae. Gene Ontology annotation, cellular component: mediator complex; core mediator complex. Gene Ontology annotation, biological process: regulation of transcription by RNA polymerase II. The record is from RefSeq and is a predicted model, not a curated record. The coding region runs from base 1 to 801 and encodes 266 amino acids. Gene Ontology annotation, molecular function: RNA polymerase II cis-regulatory region sequence-specific DNA binding; transcription coregulator activity.
AUGGCGACACUAAGUCUCGACGAAGACGAGCUCAAGUCGGUUGAGCAGACGCUCGCCAGGCUGGCGCAGCUGUCGAGCAGCAUCCAGAGUCUCAAGAUGGACAUUCUUAAAAGCAAUCCACUCCCUCACCCAUCAUCCCUGCAGGCGUCGGCACAGAUUCUGCAGCGAAACCUCCAAACCGUCCUCGACAACCUAAGUGAGAACUCAGACCUGUUUGCGCGCAUGGCGAUCCACCCUUCGACGAACUACCCCGGGCGCACGCAGGAGAACCUCCUGACGCAACUGCUGCGCAAGAAGCUCGAGCCCGACGUCGAGGAGCUGGUGGCCGACGGCCGGGAGACGGCCAGGUUGGCAACGCCCGAGGGCGUGGUGGAGCUGCAGGCCAUAUGGGACGAGCUGCGCCAGUGGACGCACGAGCGCAUUGCCGCCUAUGUGCGCGACGAGGCUGGCGACGUAUACACCAAGGACGAGCGGGCGACGGGCACAGAUAAGGUCCGUACGGGGCUGCGGCGGGGGCUGGACGAGGAGAGCGACGAUGACGACGACGACGACGACGACGACGAAGAGGCUGACGAAGCCGAGGACGGGAUUGACGAUGAUGGUGAUGGCGGCGAUGAGGGCAAAAAGGGCAAGACAAGGCUGGUCCGAGGCCCGGAACCGGAGACGUUGUUGUGGUUUGCGGCGCGGGGCGACUUUGAGGUGCCGCGCAACGUCGAGUACGAGAGGAAGGUGGGCCUCAGGAAGGGUCUCGAGGGAGUGAAUAUCCCGCCCGCCAGGCCCGAGGGAGCUGAGCCGGCCUAG